AUGCAAUCUCAUCCACUUUUCGGUGGAGCAUUUCAGUGUUUAUUACCGACAAAUGUGAUUGACGCUAGUGAUCUACGUCAAAUUCCUGAUAACCAAGAAGUUUUUGUACAUCCAUCAACUUCUCAAAGUAUUACAAUCGAUAUCAUGGAAUAUGUCAGUGAUAGUAAUCAUGAAGAUGCAGCUAGAACGCAUUUUGAUGCGAUAGGUGCAUCAAAUGAGGCGACAGAUUCAAAUAUUUCGUCUAUUACAACUGUCAACUUAUCCAAUCCCGAUCCUUACUGUCCGUUUACAGUUCUACUGGUUGGACAACAAAAAGUAGCUAAAUUUAAUCAAUCCGAUGAAGAUGUUGUAUCUAUUCAUAUGGCUCUAUAUCGAUAUACACAAUUUCAAGCUGAUGUCUUAGUUCUUGUCAAUAAUCCUAUUGAAGACAGAGACAUACUUCCACUUCCAGGAAAUGCUGAUCAAAUGCACAUGAGAUCUGGAACUAAUGGUUUUUCAACGGAUAUUGCUUGGUCACAAGAUACUAUAAAUUCAAUACUUCUUUCCUUACGCUUAAGAAACCCUAAUAUUUUUAUAUCAUAA
This is a messenger RNA of Trichobilharzia regenti, 582 nucleotides long. Lineage: Eukaryota; Metazoa; Platyhelminthes; Trematoda; Strigeidida; Schistosomatidae. The record is from the annotation of a GenBank genome assembly.